UGACGUCACACAGAAUGAGCCCCGAAGUGCUGAGGCUUCAACAAUGACUUAAUAAUGAAAUAAUAGUUCAACAGCUAAUGGGGGGGGGGGAUACACACACACAACAGCAAAUCAUAAAAAAACGAUGUGAAGCAACCGUUCGAGGUAGAUAAGACUCAUCGCUGAUUGGACGAGUGGGACGACUUGAGCGAAGGGUCGUUGAUUCGAAUCCCGGCUCCGACUGUCCGCACGUCGAAGUGUCCUCGGGCAAGACACCGAACCCUAAAUUGCUCCCGGGGGCCUGGCAGUCAGUCGCCCGUUGGUGUUUUCAAAUGGCUUUGUAAAGCUCUUUGGGUUCUGUGACGGUGACGAUCAAGUGCGGCCCGUUGACCAUUUCGAAUGUAGCUCAUAUGUCUGUGUCGCGGGAGCUUACUGCGCUUAACUGUACCCAUUACUUGCUAAUGUGCGCCACGCAAGCUACAGCACGAUGGCAUCAACGUGUGGCAUAAAGUCGUUUACUUGAUUUAAAAAAAGACAAACAUUAGCCUAAAAUAAGAUGGCAGUCCUUGAGAGGUUCUUGUUGUACAUUUUCUUGCUUGUCAGUCGUUCUUCUGCCGCCGGGUGCACCUGAAGAAAGCCGUCUUACUUUGCUGGUACCGAGCAUCAACUCGGCAUGUGUUGGUUUUACGUUAUAAUCGAACCACAACUACCAAUAGAAAUAUCAAUAAGGAUGGGAAAAAAAAAGCUUGAGCGUUUUAGGAAGAUGGAAGUUCGACUUUUGAGCCACCUGCCAUAUCUGUUAAGUACAGCAUUUUUCAUGUAGCUUAAGAAAACGGGGAUCUAUAAUUGAGAAACUUGACGUGAUGGAGAAAAACCUAGACCGAUUUUGGAUUCCGCACCCUGAAAUGAGUUGAAUACAGCUGUCAGACGGAACUCAACAAAAGUUGUCCUUCUUGGAAAGUUGCAUCGGUCUCGAAGGCGUCGUCACUGUGACGCCACGUGACGUAGGCGGAAGUGGGAGUCACCGCGGAGACAGUCGAGAAGAACCGAAACGGACGCAACGACUGUGCCGCGGGCUGCUUCCGAGUUGGGAGCCGAGCCGAGCCGAGCCGAGCCGAACCGACCCGAGCCGAGCCGAGUGAUUGGUUUGGAUGGAGGGCCUGCCCAGUGAAAGGACACUUGCAGACUAUGUACAGGAAGUGAGCAGUGUGACAUCGCCGUUGGGGGCGUGGCCAGGGGCAUUCCGGCGCAGGUGCGUUUAUCUUCCCGGAACGCCCGACAAUUACCACCCGGCCUCCCCAGCCCGCACCGCCACGCCGUUAAGCCGCUUUGUGCCAUCUGUCGGCGUCGCUCCUCACUGGCCGCGGGGACCGGCGGCGAGCGACGCGAUUGGCCGGCAGAGGAGAAGAGGCGGGGUCAGGUUGAUUGAUAAAGGAGGAAGAGGCGGAGAUGAUCGUGCGCACAACAAGUUAGAGAAAGAAGAGCCUCUGUGUUACCACGGCAACGCAGAGGACAUGACAGCAGAGGACACACGGCUUGGCAAAAUGACAACAGAACAUUCCUGGCACUCCAGUCCCACCUCAGGCCCUCAUCCAAACCUCUAGCGAUUCAUUGUGGACCAGUAGGUCCAGGAACAUCAGAAUAGGUCUUGAGAAAAAGGAGCUUGGGGCAUUUGAGUUGCCAAAAUGUCCCAAUCGGGUAAAGUGCUGCACCUGUAUGUUGAGGUGAGGUCUGCGGGUGAGGAAGAAGGAAGGGUUCCUGGGAUAGGAGAUAAUGAGAAGUGUCACCUGAUCCUUCAGUGCCCAGAUGGUCUCCCCCACUCUCAAAGGAGCUCAGUCCUCUCCAGCCCCAACCUAAAGUCCGGAGCUUUCCCCGCGCAGCCAGUGCAGAAUGCUGGGUGGGCGGCACAGCUCGCCUCCCUCCAGCUGGUCCUCCAGGCACUCGGUCAGCCCUCAAGGCCAGCAUUCGGACAGUGUGGAUUCCUCCACUUACUUCCACCAGGAGGACAUGUUACCCAACACUUUUGAAGACUUACUUCCGGUCCUCACAUGUACAGCCACCACUCAGGGUCAUCAGUGUUCAGCAGCUCUUACGCCGUCAUCGGACGUGUACCCCUAUCCAAGUCGGGAGCUUAGCGACCUUCCUCCGCCACCGUUUGGGCGCUUGACGGCACCUUCUACACCUACAUUCCACCGCCGUUCCUGUGAGGUGCAAGGGCCAGGCGGUCAGGAAAGGAAGACCUCUAUGGUGACCUUCGGGUAUAUUGAGAAAGCAAAUGUUCAUAUGAUGGGCGGCGGUCGUCCUUCUCUGUGCCGAAAUGACUCCAGACGGGACGAAGCAGUUCCUGCCCGCCCACCUCAGGAAGCGACUAAGUGACCCCUUAGGAUCCAGUGGUCAGGUCAGACAGGCUGAACCCUGCCCCAUUCACCAUCGCCCUUCUACCAAUCACGGCUCUCCUUUCCUGCACAGAGAUGUGGUAGCGAGAGAUGCCACCUACCGGGCCUUGGAGGAGUUUGGCUCUCCAGAACUGAGGCGUCGCUUUGGAGGUCGCAGCCAUGAGAACUGCAGCCCGACUCUGCCACGACUCCACGGGUCGCCGAACUGCCGCUCGUGGGCGGGGUCACCCGUCCUGCCCCGCAGUACCCUCACAUUACCAUCCAAAACUCAGCUCGGAGACCUCGACAGGGGACUCUGUCAGAACUCCACGGACGGGAUUGCCGAGAAGCCCCGCGUUCGAUCAGCUGUGUGCCCAGACUGGGUUCUCCUCCCACACAGCAGCACAGAUGCCAGAGCGUCAUUGUCACAGCCUUCUUCAAAUCCAGCAGUCAUCCUGGUUGGGCCACAAUAGUCCCAGACUUUCCAGCAGAUUUCCUUCUCCUUUACAUGGUGGACGGCCCACAGAUAUUCAGCAUGACGUCUCAAGCUGCAGAGCCGGUCAUGUGACCAGCUCUGCUAAUGGUGCGAAAACCUCCUCCUCAUUUUCCAAUGCCGACAUUUUUCUGGGACGACGAACUCCCUCUCCGGCACCUUCCCGAACUGAGUCUUUGAGGUCACUCAGUCCAAGUAUUGGAGAAUCAUUGCUUAGAAAAUCCCAACUACAUUCGGGUUUUAGUGAGGAUCUCCCCCCAGAGCUACUACAGGAGAACAAAGUGAACCCAAGAUGGAAACCAGAGAAAUCCAAACCUCAACUACGGUCAGAAAGUGUCUCACCUGUCUUGACCAGAAAAGGACUCGGCUCACCUGCGACUUCUCAUUCACCGGUCUUAACACCACGCCACAAGCAGAGUUCAAACGCCAGUCGGCACAUGCCCCGCCUACACCCUCACCUCCAGCCAACGCACUCUACUGGAGACUACAGACCUUCAUGCUUGGAGCCCAGGUACCAGGAUCGCUCACACAGCCCUGAACUCUCCAGUAGACUCCUCUCCUGCCAAACAUCUGCGGCUUCACCCUCCUCAGAGCAGGAACUCAGGAGGACCAGUCCUGUCCAAGACAGACUAGAAUUCUGUAAGGAGAAGUCCAGACACUUCGCUUCAAGACCCAAAGAGGAGACUUUCAGCAAGCAAGCAGAAGACAAGGCAAGACGGGAUCAAUGCAGACUGGUUGGGGGUUUGUCCUGCACUCAGCAAGAGGACGUUCGGGAUCUCAGCAAGAUUGGUGGGACGUCCUCUCGGAGCUCCAGUGGGGUGACGGGAAGCUCAGGAGAAGGGAAUGCGUCUCCUGAAACCUGGAGCCAGUCCAGCUGCAAUGUGGGCUCCGGGGUCCAGCCAGGCGGACGUUCAGCCGUGAGUCCGUCUUCGAGGUCGCAGAAAAUUGCCCAAGCCAAGUGGGACUUCUUAUUUGGUGCUGAGAAACAGGAAGGCCACAGCAAUAAAGACGCUUCGCCGCCCACUGUUACCUCGCUGAGCCCCACCCCUGCCAAGUCAGCCAAUCAGAGACGGGGUGGGAGGGCUGUGCGGGGUCAAAGGUCAUUGCAUCACCACAAGGUCCAUCAGUUCGAGGUGGAGCUGCUCACCUCCGACCCCGGAGGCCCCGCACCCAAGACGGGUGUGGUCCGGCGCAGCGUCAAAUACUCGGAGACGGACCUGGACCACGUACCGAUGCGCUGCUACCGAGAAACUGACCUAGACGAGGUGAUGCGGGCGGAGGUUGCUGAGGAGGAUCCUGGCAACGCUUCGCCGAGCUCGCGUUCUGGUGAGGGAGGGAUGGCAUCGGAGGAGGAGGAGGAGGAAGAAGAAGAGGCGGAGGACGGUGCGGCGAGCCGGCCUCGCUCGCUCAUGCGGGGAGACCGCCGCAGGCACAAGGCCGCCUCCCACCGCGACAACAGCGUCAGUGUACUGCUGAAGGGGACGUCGGAGGUGAAAGGUCCCUCGGCCGAGGCGGGCGUCCCCCGGCGGCCGUCCGACAGCCACCUGGACUCUUUCAGUCGCCAGUUUGAAAGCAUCAUGGAAGGUCACCGGACCAAAGGAACCUCCGACAGCAGCCUGGACAGCGUCGACCUUCUCACCUCGGGAUCCACGUCCGUCUUCACCUUUGACCUGCCCACGCUUACCCCCGAGAUCCAGAGCCAGAUCUGCGAGAGCGCCAAGAACAUCAUCCAGCUGAGCUUUGCCCCUCUGUCCCGCCCGGGCGCGCCCGCCGCCCCCUCGCAGAUAUCCCGCUCGGAAAUCUCCCCGCAAGGAGGCUCCGAGGGGGCCCGCUCCGCACCGGUCCGGACCGGACUGGGGAAGGGGCCGGGGCGGCGCUCGAUCCUCAAAGACGGCUUCCACAAAGUCAGCUCGGCGCCGUUGCCGCGCGGCGCUCCGAGGGACGGCACGGUGAACUGCCCCCCCGAGCUGCUCUACCCGCAGGCCGACGUGGCGGAGCGACCGGCGCGCGGCGACGACGAGGACGCGCCGGUCGAGGCCGCCAAACGCCUCGCCGAACGUCUCCAUCGGCUGCACGGAUUCACGAAAUCUGACGUGGCGCCGCACCUCAGCAAGAACAACGAGUUCGGUCGGAUGGUGGCAGAAGAAUAUCUCAGCAAGUUCGACUUCAACGGCCUCCCCGUCGACCAAGCGCUCAGAACCUUCCUCAGCAAGUUCACGUUGGUGGGAGAAAGUCAGGAGCGAGAGCGAGUCCUCGCUCACUUUUCCAGAAGAUACGUGCGCUGUAACCCCGACAGCCAAGCUGCCGAAGACAGCGUCCACACGCUGACUUGUGCGCUGAUGCUGUUGAAUGUUGAUCUCCAUGGAAACAAUGUUGGGAAGAAGAUGUCCUGCAGCCAGUUCAUCUCCAACCUCGAAGGCCUCAAUGGUGGAAAAGACUUUCCCAAAGAUAUGCUGAAGAUGUUGUACACGUCCAUCAGGAACGACAAACUCCAGUGGCCCAUUGACGAGGAGGAGGAGUUCAGGACGUCUACAUCGGCAUUGGCCGAUGGCCGAACAGACUCCGCCUCCUACACCAUGAAGCGAGCGGGGAUCGGCCGGAACCACCUGGCGGGCGACGGCGAUCUAUACAAGAGCGGAUUCCUGGUGCGCAAAGUCCACGCCGACGCCGAUGGGAAGAAAACGGCGCGCGGCAAGCGAGGCUGGAAGUCGUUCUACGCCACGUUGAAGGGUCGCGUGCUGUACCUGCAGAAGGACGAGUACGGCGCGGAGCGUCCGCUGACGGAGGACGACGUGAAGAACGCCGUGUCGGUGCAUCACGCGCUGGCCAUGAGGGCCGCCGACUACGCAAAGCGGCCCAACGUCUUCUACCUGCGCACCGCCGACUGGAGGGUCUUCCUCAUGCAGGCGCCGUCGAGCGACGACAUGCGCUCGUGGAUCACACGCAUCAACGUGGUGGCGGCCACGUUCUCGGCGCCGCCCUUCCCGGCCGCCGUCGGCUCUCAGAAGCGCUUCAGUCGCCCCCUGCUGCCGGGAUCCGGAACCAAACUGUCGCAGGAAGAGCAGGCCGCCUCUCACGAGGCUCGCUUCCGGGCGGCGUCCUCCGAGUUGGACGAGCUGGUCGGCGGCGCGGCGGAACGCAAGGUCAAAGGUCGCGAGCCGGACGAGCAGAAAGCGCGACGCGAGUACCUGGAGUUCGAGAAAACGCGUUACGGCACGUACGCCGUGCUGCUGCGUGCCAAGAUGUCCGCCGGCGAGGAGGACUCGGCCGCCUUCGAGGCGCGACUCUUCGAGGGCGACGGCGGCCCGCGGAGGGCGCGCUCCGGCCCCUCGCCGCCACGGGAAGCGGACGGCAAGGAGAAGACGCGCGUCGGCCAAAGUUUAAAGGUCGCCUCCUCGCAUCUGCUCUGCGACGGCGCCGCCAAACGAGGAGGAGGAGAGAAGAAGAACUCUCCGUCCGCACAGGAAGUGGCGCCGUGAGCACAGCGUCACGGGAAAAGGACGCGUGGAAGACUUUGACGCCAGCACUUUUAGGUACUCUCUCUUCUUUCUCUCUCCUCAUC
Messenger RNA from Phycodurus eques (leafy seadragon), 6409 nucleotides. It is a transcript of the gene psda, whose product is annotated as pleckstrin and Sec7 domain containing a. Gene Ontology annotation, molecular function: phospholipid binding; protein binding; guanyl-nucleotide exchange factor activity. NCBI's taxonomy places the organism in Eukaryota, Metazoa, Chordata, Actinopteri, Syngnathiformes, Syngnathidae. The record is from RefSeq and is a predicted model, not a curated record. Gene Ontology annotation, biological process: regulation of ARF protein signal transduction.